Molecule: messenger RNA, 1596 nt
Organism: Cajanus cajan (pigeon pea)
Lineage: Eukaryota; Viridiplantae; Streptophyta; Magnoliopsida; Fabales; Fabaceae
Source: RefSeq, a predicted model, not a curated record
UGGAACGUUCUCCAGAACUAGAAGCGGUGGUUCAGUUCAAAACUUGAAAUACACAUUCUCAAUUCUCAUGCCUCUUUCUCAAAUCUCAACUCUCAUCUCUCACCCAAACCAAGCCAAGGAAUCACAGUUCCGAUCAUGGAAGCUGAAGCCACCACCGCUCCCAAGUUGGCACUCGCCGACACAGACAUCAACUGGGACAGGUAGGUUGGAUAAAACCAAGUUUCACGUGAUUGGCGCCGUUCUCUUCACCGCCCAAUCGGCGCUGCUGCAUCCGACGGCGGUGGUGAAGACACGGAUGCAGGUGGCCGGCGCUCGCCUCUCCCACGUGCGGGGAGCCUCGCUGUUCGCUCACAUUCUGCGGAGCGACGGCGUUCCCGGAAUCUUCAGAGGUUUCGGCACCUCCGCCGUGGGUUCGGUCCCCGGGAGGGUCCUGGCUCUCACGUCUCUCGAGGUUUCGAAGGACGCCGUCUUGAGACACACGCAGGGCAGUCGCAUUCCAGAAGCUUCGCGCGUUGGCCUCGCGAAUGCGGUCGCCGGCUUGCUGUCCAAUUUGGUUUCUUGUGUCUACUUUGUGCCUUUGGAUGUGAUUUGUCAGAGGUUAAUGGUACAGGGUCUUCCUGGGACAACGUAUUGUAGAGGGCCCUUUGAUGUCGUUCGUAAAGUUGUGAAGGCUGAGGGGUUUCGUGGCUUGUAUAGGGGUUUUGGAUUAACCGCUGUAACCCAGUCCCCUGCAUCUGCACUUUGGUGGGGUUCAUAUGCUGCUGCACAACACCUAAUUUGGAGGACUUUGGGCUACAAAGAUGAAACAGGGAACAAACCUUCACAUAUGGAAAUGGUGACAGUUCAGGCUACUGCUGGGAUGGUUGCUGGUGCUUGUUCUUCUGUUAUCACUACUCCCAUAGAUACUGUUAAAACACGUCUUCAGGUUAUGGACAACUACGGUUCUGGAAGACCAUCGGUACUGAAGACAGCAAAGAGUCUCCUUAAGGAAGAUGGAUGGUGGGGAUUUUACAGGGGGUUUGGACCAAGAUUUUUAAACAUGUCACUUUAUGGAACAACCAUGAUCGUUACUUAUGAACUGAUAAAGAGAUUAUCAGUUCAACCAAGUUCAAGGUCUUUUACUUGAGAAGUGCAAUUGUACUAUAAGAGCAGAGACAGAUUCAACACGCAUGAUUUUAGCAUGUGUUCAGGGACAACCUAUUGAUGGACCCUUUCAACCUCAGAUACUGCAUGAUGCAGUAUGGCAAAGCCUGAUCAGUCUACCCUUUUCUCAAAGACAGUUACUUUUCCACAUUUUAAAUGACACCAUAACUUCUGCUUCUUCAAAACUGUUACACGGGAAUUCUUGUUUCUUUUGAGUAUUGGGGUGGGGUGGAAUAUAGAGAAGGAGAAUUAUAGUUUUUCACCAUAUUCUUCAUUCCGUGGGCAUUACUUGUAUACACGGCCCAAAGUAUCCGGACAAUUUUUCAGAUAAUGUAGGAUUGUUGAAAGAACGGAUUUAAUUAUAGUUUGACCUUACAGUUUGUAGUUUGUUUGCAAAUUAAAUAAUACAUAGCAGCAGAGGUAUUGGCCGAAUUCUAUUGGUAUGUCUCAAAC